Nycticebus coucang (slow loris) is the source of this 1308-nucleotide messenger RNA. RefSeq names its product SWIM-type zinc finger 7 associated protein 1 (gene SWSAP1). The transcript is spliced from 2 exons. Gene Ontology annotation, cellular component: Shu complex. NCBI's taxonomy places the organism in Eukaryota, Metazoa, Chordata, Mammalia, Primates, Lorisidae. Bases 1 to 768 code for a protein of 255 amino acids. Gene Ontology annotation, molecular function: single-stranded DNA binding. The record is from RefSeq and is a predicted model, not a curated record. Gene Ontology annotation, biological process: double-strand break repair via homologous recombination.
AUGGCGGAGACACUGAGGCGGGUGCUAAGCCGGGGUAGCGCGGCCUGUCCCGGAGAGGAGAACGCGGCUGAUGCCGGACCGCCUUUGCUACUGCUUGGCGCUCCAGGUUCUGGAAAAACAGCGCUGCUGUUCGCAGCGGCCCUGGAGGCGGCGGGGGAGGGCCGAGGCCCAGUCGUCUUUCUGACCCGUAGGCCUCUUCAAAGACUUCCCUGUGGUACCGGAGCUGCGCUGGAUCCAAUGCGGCUCCAGAAGAUACGCUUCCAGUACCCACCCUCAACUCGAGAACUUUUUCGGUUCCUGUGCUCCGCCCAUGAGUCCUCAGGGCCAGCCCCCUCCCUUCUGCUUCUAGACGGCCUGGAGGAGUACCUCGCAGAAGACCCCGGGCCUGACGAAUCCGCCUACCUGGCUGCCCUGCUUCUGGACACAGCUGCCCACUUCAGUGACCGGAUUGGGUCUGACCGGGUCUGUGGCCUCGCGGUGGCUUUCCAAACUCAGGAGGAGGAGCCCGAUAGUGGGGAUUCCCUGCAUCUGGCGCUUCUGCAGCGGUAUUUUCCUGCCAGGUGCUGGUUACAGCCAGAUGCAUCAGGUCCAGGAGAGCACCGCAUCCGGGCCUGCCUGGAGCCAAGCAGGCUGGGCCCCAGAACAGAGUGGUGGGUGACUUUUCCACCACGUGGAGAGAUGACAGUCACCCCCUGGCACAUGCGGGCUGGUGAUCCCAGCUCAGACGAAGGUUCACUCUGGAGGGUACCUCUGAGCUUUGGUGUGUGACAACUUUUACAUGCCCUAGUUUCCCAUGGCUGGAAUAUUUACCUCAGAGACGUGUACAAAUUCAAACACCUAAAGAAUGUAAAGUACUUUUUCUCUUUAAAACAGUGUUACCGGGUGACGCCUGUGGCUCAAGGAGUAGGGCGCCAGUCCCAUAUGCCAGAGGUGGCGGGUUCAAACCCAGCCCUGGCCAAAAACCACACACAAAAAAAAAAAAAAACCAAAACCCACAGUGUUACCAUGUAUAUAUAAUGCCCAGUGAACUUUAUAAAAAGUUUUGUUAUUUUAAACUUUAUAAAAAAGAGUUUAAUGAUAAAUGUAAUCUUCUGAGAUUUCUCUUUCUGCUCAACGUUGUUACAAAGAUUCAGCCACAUUUUUUCCAUUCAUUCCUUUUCCCUUAUUGCAUAGUAUUCCACGAAUGAUUAUACCCCAAUUUAUUCAUCAGAUUAAACUGUUUACUGCUGUGAACAUUCUUGCACACAUGUCCUGGUACAUGUGUGUUUUCAAGGCACAUACCUAGAAGUGGAACUGGUAAAGAAUAAG